This is a messenger RNA of Lolium perenne, 1017 nucleotides long. Its product is annotated as EPIDERMAL PATTERNING FACTOR-like protein 2. Gene Ontology annotation, biological process: guard cell differentiation; stomatal complex development. Lineage: Eukaryota; Viridiplantae; Streptophyta; Magnoliopsida; Poales; Poaceae. The record is from RefSeq and is a predicted model, not a curated record.
GUCUACACCUGGAAGGUUGGAAAGGCAAAUGCAGCCUCACUCUCACCAAUAGGCAAUAGCUAGCUUAACCCCUCACGAACAGCCCACACCGGAACCUGCUAUUUGUCCGCUCUUCACCCCCGGUACCAAAUAUCCUUAUCCUAUUUAUCCUUCUUCUUCCUCCUCAUCUCAUCUCCCCCACCUAACAACACCAGAUCAGAAAUCUUGCUAUGGACUCAACGUUGCUGUAAUGUCGUUGCACGUAGAGGUCUAGCUUGCUGCUCCAAGAUUGAGAUCAGUAUCCUGUUGGGGCCAACAGAUUUAGCUAGUUUAAUUAAGAGGGUUCGAGCAGAUUGAGGCCAGAAUGGUCCAUUUCCUGCAAUGCAGCGGCAGUACCCACAUGCCAUUGCCUCUCUUCUUCGUCUUCUUCCUCUCCGUGCUCUUGUUCGCCUCCAUGGAGGCUGCGCAUUCAGAUGGCGCCGGGAGGUUGCCACUGAGAUUACUAGAGAUUGGCACCAGUAAGGAGCAAGAGGACGAAGCCAGAGGGGAGAUGAUGAAGAUGGAAAGGAGGAGCCUGAUCGGAUCAAGGCCACCAAGGUGUGAGAGGGUGUGCAUGUCCUGUGGCCACUGCGAGGCAGUGCAGGUGCCAGUAGCGCCACAACAUCACAAGAAGAAAGCUGGCCAAGAACGCCCUGUGGUGAGUGCCAUAGGUGCAGCCAUGUUCACCACCUACAGGGUGAAUGGAGGCCUCUCAGACUACAAGCCACUAAGCUGGAAAUGCAGGUGUGGAGGCAUAAUCCUUGAUCCAUGAAAGACUGGAGAUGCAACUUCAUGGAAACUUACAUUUCACCCUUGUGCAAAAAACUGUGUAAAGGCAUCAUCGUUCUUUGGUAUUCUUUUUUUCCUUCUUCCUUGCUAGCUACUUUCUCCCUUUUCCAAAUUUCCUCAAGAACAGAGAUUCAAGAGGGAGAAUGACCUGCAAAUUCCAUUGUACAUUUAGACGGCAAUUUUGUCCACGAAAUACAUUCGGUGCCUCUA